UCAGCAGCAGCACCUCCUCACAGGCUCGACUGAAGAUACUCAGAAGAGAAGAGAAGGAAGUUCUGCUGCAGUCCUCAUCUGCACCAUGAAGCCUCUGACUGCGUCUGCGCUCGUCUGCGCCCUGAUGGCUCUGACUCGAGCUGCUGCUGCUCCAGAUGGAAUACCCGUCGAUGACCAAGAAGGGGAGACUGAGCUGGUCAAGAGAACGAUAUCUUGUCCCAGCGAAUGGACUGAGCUUGGCCGUCGCUGUUACCGCUACGUCCCAAGAUCCAUGACCUGGGCCAGAGCUGAGAAAAACUGUCUGUCCCAGGGAGGACACCUGGCGUCCGCCAGCAGCCUCUCAGAGUACCGUAAUAUUCAGAAGGUGAUACUGAGCGCCACCCAAGCGUAUCAUCAGGCAUGGAUCGGAGGCACUGAUGCACAAGAGCUCAAGUAUUGGUUCUGGACUGACGGUAAACCAUUCAACUACCAGUACUGGUGUCAAGGAGAGCCGAACAACCUUGGCGGCUAUCAGCACUGUUUGCAGAUAAAUCAUGGAGAUGGGAAGUGCUGGGAUGACCUGAACUGCGCUGUCCAUUUACCGUCUGUCUGCUCCAGGGAUUAGGGAAGAUUCGGGGCUGACACGGAGGAUGACGCACACAUUGUGUGCAUGCUUUUAAAUACAUCUGUCUUUCCAACAUCAGCCUCACAUGUGAGCUGAAUCUUUCUUUUCUAUCGCUGUAACGCAACUUAAGGAAUGAAGCGACAAGUGACACACAGGAGCUGGAUUGUCUCUGAGGCUCUGAGCCUUUCAACAAGAGACCGAAUGUGUUAUGAAAAGAAUGCUUUUACUUGCAGAUUGAACUCUUUUUUCUGAUCUUAUUAAGAAUUAAAGGCAAAGUAUUGAAACAAA
Messenger RNA from Plectropomus leopardus (leopard coralgrouper), 892 nucleotides. RefSeq names its product ladderlectin-like. Lineage: Eukaryota; Metazoa; Chordata; Actinopteri; Perciformes; Serranidae. The record is from RefSeq and is a predicted model, not a curated record.